This is a messenger RNA of Malurus melanocephalus (red-backed fairy wren), 1008 nucleotides long. It is a transcript of the gene GUCA1B, whose product is annotated as guanylate cyclase activator 1B. Gene Ontology annotation, molecular function: calcium ion binding; calcium sensitive guanylate cyclase activator activity. Lineage: Eukaryota; Metazoa; Chordata; Aves; Passeriformes; Maluridae. The record is from RefSeq and is a predicted model, not a curated record. Gene Ontology annotation, biological process: visual perception. Gene Ontology annotation, cellular component: cone photoreceptor outer segment; photoreceptor inner segment. The transcript has 4 exons. The coding region runs from base 122 to 718 and encodes 198 amino acids.
GGGCAGGACACAGCAUUAACAUCAGAUAAAGACACGAGACAGCGAGGAGAAAAAGAACAACGGACUUUGGCAGGGUUUUCCUUCUUUCCCGUCUGUUUUUAAUCCUGCUUUCCGGAGGAAAAUGGGACAGCAGUUUGCCAACGCUGAAGGGGAGCAGGGAGAGAUUGACGUCGCAGAGCUGCAGGAGUGGUAUAAGAAAUUUGUGGUGGAAUGUCCCAGCGGGACCCUCUUCAUGCACGAGUUCAAGCGGUUUUUUGGGGUCCAGGAUAACCAGGAGGCGGCAGAAUAUGUGGAGAACAUGUUCAGGGCUUUUGACAAGAACGGGGAUAACACCAUCGAUUUUCUGGAGUAUGUGGCUGCCUUGAACCUUGUUUUGCGAGGAAAGCUGGAACACAAGCUGAGGUGGACGUUCAAGGUGUAUGACAAGGAUGGGAAUGGCUGCAUAGAUAAACCUGAGCUGCUGGAAAUCGUUGAGUCCAUCUAUAAACUGAAGAAGGUGUGCUGGUCCGACGUGGAGGAGAGAACCCCGCUGCUGACCCCMGAGGAGGUGGUGGACAGGAUAUUCCAGCUGGUGGAUGAGAACGGGGAUGGGCAGCUGUCUCUGGAUGAGUUCAUCGAUGGGGCCAGGAAGGACAAGUGGGUGAUGAAGAUGUUGCAAAUGGAUGUGAACCCCGGGGGAUGGAUCGUUGAGCAGAGGAGGAAGAGCGCUUUGUUCUGAGAAAAUCUGGCUUGGAAACCGUGGAAAAGGUGAUGCUGACUGCAGUGUGACCCUUCCAAUAGCCUGGUAGUGACUUUUCCUUCUUAAUUCAGCCUCAGCAUCCAGGUGGARACUCAAGAGCGAGGUAAAAUCCACGUGCUGAGCACUGCUGGUACCCAGGGACUAUUUUUGGCCCAUGAAUAAGUCUUUCUGUGUACACAAAACGGUGAUUGCCAGCUCUGGUUUGUGGUUACACCCCAAGGAGUAAAUGCUGGGGCUUCCUGCAGCAGAUCCUGAGCAGGGUUUGGGGA